Messenger RNA from Cyphellophora europaea CBS 101466, 873 nucleotides. RefSeq lists its product as uncharacterized. The transcript is spliced from 3 exons. Gene Ontology annotation, cellular component: membrane. Lineage: Eukaryota; Fungi; Ascomycota; Eurotiomycetes; Chaetothyriales; Cyphellophoraceae. Bases 1 to 873 code for a protein of 290 amino acids. The record is from RefSeq and is a predicted model, not a curated record. Gene Ontology annotation, molecular function: serine-type endopeptidase activity.
AUGGCCCAACCCGCGACCCUCCCCGGCCCAUCCUCGCGCUCACGCUUCCCCAUCGCCCUCCCCACCGCGCUCGUCAACCCCUCGCGCCUGCGGUCGUACGUCUUCCGCCUCCCGCUCUUCACCCGCCUCACCGUCUGCAUCGUCGUCGGCCUCUACCUGCUCUCCCUGCAGUCCGCCUGGUCCGUCGUGGCAUGGGGCAGCCUCAAGCCGUCCGUCAUCGGCCUGUUCUCCGGCGGCAUGUACCGGCUGAACACGUAUGUCUUUGUGCAUGCGGGCUUCUGGCACAUGCUGCUGAACCUGCUGGCGCUGGUGCCGCUGUUUGAACGGUUCGAGAAGGAGCAUGGCACGUUGACGAGUGCGGCGCUGUGGUUGGGCCCGUUGGCUACGUUGCCUGGCGGGCUGUAUAUUUUGGUGGAGAGGGGUUUGUUGGGGUGGGAUGGGGAGGUCGUGGGUGCGAGCGUGUGGGUGUUCCUGCUGCUGGCCAGUGAGGGUGUUAGAAGUGCGAGGGGGAAUCCGUACCUAGAGAUUGCGGGUGCGAAAAUCCCGACGUGGUCAACGCCGUUGAUCCUGACGCUGGUGGUCAGCGUGUUGAUAAGUGGGACAAGCCUGCUGGGGCAUUUAUGUGGGUUGGCUGUUGGGUAUCUUUGGGGUCUGGGGUAUAUCAAGUUCCUGGCGCCGCCGGACAAGGCGAUACGGUGGAUUGAAGGCAAGCUGAAUCUACUGGGAAGGGUGCCGCAUUAUGUCUCUGUCGACCAAAAGACGUACGGCAGAUACGGUGUACUACCUACGAGUGCAAACGAGACGCCUCAUGCGAAUGCUAUUGGACUGGGAUGGGUGGGCACGAAUGGAGGACAGAGGUUAGGGGCUUCAUGA